CGGUUCCUUGAUGGACGAAGAAGGCCAACUGAUCCAGCCUCAGGACCAGAGCUGCUGGGCCACCCUGCCCGAUGUGUGCCUACGUCGUAUUUUCUGGUGGCUGGGAGACAAGGACAGGUCCAGAGCGGCCCUUGUCUGCAGAAAGUGGAACCAGAUGAUGUAUUCGGCUGACCUCUGGCGAUACAGGACCAUCACGUUUAGUGGGAGACCUUCCAGGGUACACACGUCCAAAUUUGAGUCGGCUCUUUGGUAUGUUAAGAAAUUUGGUCAUUAUCUGGAGCACCUGGAGAUCAAAUUCCUGAAUCCUUACAAUGCUCUCCUGACCAAGAAGUUCCAGGUCACCAUGCAAGGCCUUCUCUUGUGUCUGGGCAAGAGAAACAACCGUCUGAAAUCUCUCUCCAUCCAGUACCUGGAACUGGACCGCCUGGUCUGGAGGAACAGCACCAGGAGCUUGUUCAUGAAAAGCUUGAGCUCAUUCUUGAAGAAGAUGGGCAAACACCUGGAUUAUCUCAACCUAAAAGGGGCCCGGCUCACCGUGGAGCAAGGCUGCCACAUCCUCAACUCCCUGAGCCACUUAAAGAGAGAGAGUAUGGUGUCAGGGCUCAACAUCGAGGACUACUUCAGCCACCACCUCGCUGUCUACAGCAGCCCCCAGUUCAACCAGACCAUGGCCACGUUCCGCAACCUGGUGUCCCUGACCCUCAACUACAACUGCAUCUCCGACGAGCUGCUGGAGAGCUUGGGUGAGAACAACGCCGGCACCCUCUGGACCAUGAACAUCAAGUGCCACACUCGCGACCCCCACGGGCAGGUCAUCUGGGGCAUGUCCUGGGCCAAGCUGGCCAGGUCUGCCACCAACCUGCAAGUCAACUUCUGCUUUGAGCAAGUCAUGAAGUAUGAGCACCUGGCCCGGAUCCUCCUGCAGGAGAUCCCGGUCAGAAGCAUUAGUCUGAGAAACUGCUCUUUCAGGGACCCCGACUGGUCCAUGAGGCCCACUCUGACGGAUCUCCUGCCCACCUUCCGGCACACUCUGCAGAAACUAACUUUUGAGUUCAACAACAGCCAUGAGUCUCUGGACAAGGAGCUGCACCUCCUCAUCUUAUCCUGCAGGAAGUUGUUUUACUUCAAAAUCUGGGCUUUCCUUGAUGUUAAGUUUGUGGAGCAGAUCCUGAAGAGUCAGGAAGAAGGGCGGUGUGCCCUGCGCACACUCAAGGUGAAAAUCUAUAUAAACAGAUAUGAGACGAAUGAAGAGGACAGGACACUACGGGAAAUUUACAGGAAGUACAGAAAGCUGAUCGAUUCAGAGCUUAACUAUUUUGUCAUCGCUUACUCCCUGAUGUAACGAGAGCUCUCCAGAGGAAGAAAGCCAAGAGCACUUUGAACUUGACAGUGGGAGCCUCACAGAAUGACACUUGAGGCAUCCCUUAACCCCACCCCUUUUUCUCCUCUCUCUCCUCUUUGCUAGUUUCACACCAAAAUGACACCCCAGCAACGGCUGGGACUUCUGGUCAUGUGAAGACCCCAGGUGACUUUAAAGUGCUAUCUUUACCAACUAUCUGGGGGUGAUUUCUUUUUUCGUCCUUUGGUUUUGCUUUUUGACCCUCACUCAGCCACAGAGCUGAAAGCCCAAAGCCGCCUGGAGCAGUGUCUUACUCGGGGACCCUGACUCUUGCUAAUCUCCCUCCGGAAAAGGUGUAAGUAGCCAGAGAGCAAAUAGAGCUGCAUUUUCCACUGACUGUCAGUGUCAGUUCAGAAACACUUUCUAUGCUGGCUGACCUUCACAUUAGAACCUCCUGCCACUGACGCUGGCCAGGCCUGAUCUCAGAUGAAAGAAAUUCACCAGCACAUCCUAGAGUGAAGCAGGGAAAUUCCCUCGUUUAGAAGGAGCCUGCUCAGAGCUGGGGCUCCCUCCCACAGGAGAUCAACCCCUAAUUUAUCAGUGUUGUGGACUCGGGUCUCCCGCAUCUGCUUUUCUGGUGUCUCCUUUGUUCCCCAUCCAGGCAGCAUGGCGCCCAGCCUGCUACAAACGUUCAGUUCUCAUGUGGGGCUGAACCAGAAGUGGCCUUUACACUCAUAUUCACGAAGAAUCUGUAAUGUCCUGGAGAACUAGUCCUAAUGCGACGUUAAGUGAAACUGUGUUUAGUGUGAUACCAAUCACGUAAAAACACAAAUACAGGGGUAUUUUUAAGCAGAGAAGAGAUAUACCAAAAUUCUUAAUAGUUAUCUCUGGGUGGUGGGAUUAUGGGUGAUUUUUAUUUCCCUUUUCAUGCUUUCCCCUAUCUCUCAAAUUUUCUACAAAGACCAUGUGUUAUUUUUACAGUCACAGGGAAAUCUGAUGGGUUUUAAAUGGGGAAUAAGGAUAAAUUCCUGAGCCCAUGCCAUUGUCAUAGAUUGCUUUUGGUCUUUUGAGAUUUUUGUGCAUAUAGUUGCUUAUGGAGGGGGUCUUCCAAUAGAUAUAAAUUUAAUACAUCUCAGAACAUUUUGACAAGUGUCUCACUUGCGAUUUUAUCUUAUCUUUUGUAUGUUGUGUCCAUAUUUAUGCUUAGCUUUUCAGGUCUUUGUUCAAGUUCA
Messenger RNA from Kogia breviceps (pygmy sperm whale), 2571 nucleotides. RefSeq names its product F-box protein 39 (gene FBXO39). Gene Ontology annotation, molecular function: protein binding. NCBI's taxonomy places the organism in Eukaryota, Metazoa, Chordata, Mammalia, Artiodactyla, Physeteridae. The record is from RefSeq and is a predicted model, not a curated record.